Messenger RNA from Rana temporaria (common frog), 1965 nucleotides. It is a transcript of the gene PJVK, whose product is annotated as pejvakin. Gene Ontology annotation, cellular component: cytoplasm. NCBI's taxonomy places the organism in Eukaryota, Metazoa, Chordata, Amphibia, Anura, Ranidae. Gene Ontology annotation, biological process: programmed cell death. The transcript has 6 exons. Bases 202 to 1281 code for a protein of 359 amino acids. The record is from RefSeq and is a predicted model, not a curated record.
AAGGAACAUAUUACUUUACAUAUUCAAUUAUUCAUUGACUGGUAAUAGGAGUCAAUGAAGGUGCACACAACACUGCAAUCCGCUGUGCAUAUGCCACGCAAGACUGAGGAUGCACUGGCGCACUAUGACUAAUACAAUGUGUGAGGAUCUGAAGCUCAUAGAAAGGUAGAACGUGUAACUGCAGAGAGAGAAUACUUUGCUAUGUUUUCAGCUGCCACCAAGAACUUUGUUAAACAAGUGGGAGAUGGAGGGAGGCUGAUCCCUGUCCCCAGCCUCAGUGAAGCAGACAAAUACCAACCACUGAGCCUGGUCAUCAAGAAGAAACGCUGUUUCCUAUCCAGAAAGAGCAAGUAUAUCUCAACCCCAUUUUCGCUGAAGGAUAUUCUUGAUGGAGACAAGGAAAUUUCGGCAGGUGUAAGUUCUUACCAGCUGCUCAACUAUGAAGAUAAAUCAGACGUGUCUUUGGACAGAAGACAUGGAAAUCAGAUCAUGAAUGAUGUCGGAAUAAAUAUCUAUGGAUCUGAUUCUCUUGCUGUUAAAGCUUCUUUUGGUGUUGUAACCAAGCAUGAAGUUGAAGUCCCAACAUUACUUAAAGAACUUAUAUCCAGAACUAUUGACUUAGAACAUUGCUUAGUUCGUCAAGCAAGAGAAAAUGGCAAGGAGGUUUUAUGUGUUGUCAUGGAAAGUAUCCGCACAACGCGUCAGUGUGCUCUGACUGUCCAUGCUGGUAUGCGGGGAGAAGCUAUGAGAUUUCAUUUAAUUGAUGACAAAAACCAUAAAGGACGUGACAAAGCUAUUGUAUUCCCAGCCCAUACAACCAUAGCGUUUAGUAUUUUUGAUCUUUACAUUCAUCUGGAUGGCCAUUUUGAACUAUGUGUAUCAUCUGCAUCAAGAGGUGGAUUUGAGAAGGUACGCACAAGAUCAUUCUCAUUCAAUGCCCUGAGGAACCGUUUAUAUCGAACAGGCAUCUUAUUUACCGGAAAAAGGACAAUGGACAUCAUGGUUAACUCAGACUCGUACUAUGAUGACAUAUUUUCUGACUACUAUGACAAGGCUGCCAGCAUGACUGACAUCUCUACCACCUACAUGAGAGAAGGCACUCAUACUCGUGUAAACCUGCUGAAUAAUAACAUCCCCAAGGGACCCUGUGCCUUGUGCGGAAUGGGCAACUCCAAAAGAGAGACAGUUUACGGCUGCUUUGAGUGUUCUUUUAAUGGGCAAAAGUACGUCAGGCUCCAUGCAGUUCCUUGCUUUGAUCUCUGGCAUAAAAGGCUUAAGUGAAAGAUGCAUGUGACACAAUGGUGCUUCUUGGUUAUAACUCAGGUAUAACGGUGCCACAGACCUCAUCUCAUAUAUACAAAGUGGACUCUGACCUAAAAGACUGGUUUAAAAGUAACUUGUUUGUCUCAGAACAAAGCUAUGUAAUGAAUAGUAACUCUACAGGCCAAUAACCAGUGUCAAAUGUAUUCAAAUGUCAAAUCAUGCAAAAAUACAUAGAAGGCCUGUUUCACACAGGCUUAAGCUUGUAUAAGAGCAGUGUGAACAUCAAACUUUGACAAAGCAUUUGCAGAGCUUUCACCAAGUUUUGUUGAAGCUUUUAAAGCACCUUUCAACUCCAGUCUGCAUAUGUUGAACAGAAAUCCUAAAGGAGCCUUGCUGAGCUGAAUCGCCUCCUUGGAAAACUGGAGGUUGUUUUGAAGGUUCUCCUGGACCUGGAGGGAUGGCGGAGUGAGUGGAAUCUUCUGUUUCCCCAUCUCCUUACCUCCCUCCUCUCCCUCCCCCCCCUCCUUUUUGUUUCCAACUUUCUCUUUUCUUCCACUUUUCUCCUCUUUCUUUUCGUCUUCUUCCCCUUGUGCUACCUUCUUUGUUUCUUCAUGCUGACGGUGUAUGAUUUCUUUGCCAUUUUUCAGAGAAUAUGAAUGAUAAUACGAAAACAUUUCUUUCACUUAUGGUUAGUGUUUGGCU